Molecule: messenger RNA, 1293 nt
Organism: Chlorella variabilis
Lineage: Eukaryota; Viridiplantae; Chlorophyta; Trebouxiophyceae; Chlorellales; Chlorellaceae
Exons: 8
Coding region: 1-1293 (430 amino acids)
Source: RefSeq, a predicted model, not a curated record
AUGGACUCCACGGCGGCGGCGGCGGCGGCGGCGGUGCGAGCUUUUUACGACUUCUUGAACGCAAAGGACGCCGAGGGACUGUAUGGCCUCCUGGCUGAGAACAUCGAAUGGGAUUGCAAUGAGAUUGCCACCAGUGCGCAAAAGGCAGGCGUACCCUGGCUGCAGACGGCGAGUGGCAAGCAGGCACUUAUUGAGAUGUCGGCCAAGGGGGCUGCUGUGGAGCUGGACACCAGCAAGUUUCAGUUCUGCCUGAAGCAGGUGUUUGUUUUACAGCAGGUGGUGGUGGACGGUGAUGCUGCAUUCUCAGUCUCAGAGACGACCAUCGCCUGCAGGCGAACAGCAGUUGCUGCGGUACAGUUUGGGUUUGAUGCUGCGGGCAAGAUCAGCAAGUUCCGGCACUGGGUGGACACAGCCAGUAUAGCUGCUGUCAUGCUGAAGCUGAAUUGGUCGAGGCUCGCAUGGUCCCGGAGCCGGCCGCCUGCUGCCGCCAGGUAUGUGCCCUGGGAGGUGGCCAAGGAUGCCAAAAAUGAUAGCGUGCUGGUAGUCGACUGCACCCACACAGGCCUCCCCACCAUGACUCACCACAAGGGCCACCGCAACCCGCCGGGCGGCUGCAGCGACUGCAGCACGGGGCUUGUGCUCGAUGCGCUGGCCGCCACCGGAAGCCUCGGUGCAAUGGUUGCACCCUGGCUCGUCAAGCCGGCUGUCAGCGUGAAUCACUUUGACGCUGAUGCGGUGCUGUCGCUCUGGGCGUAUUGCCAUCAGGACACUGCGCUGGAGCAUAGCGCGCUGCUGCGACAUGCAGCGCGCAUUGGGGAUCUGCGCGAGGCAGGCUUGGGCAGCAGCCCUGAGGCGCUGGCGGCAAGGAGCUGGGACGGCGUGACUUCAGAAGAGCAGGUGCACCACGCGCUAAAGCUAUGCUGCUGGAUUAACACCAUAGAGCGAACACGGUUCUCGCCUCCGUACGUGGACAAGGAUGCAGAUGCCAAGCAUGUUUAUUUCCUAGAGCGCCUGGCGGCAGCGCUAACCACGGAGGGAAUUGCGGAGCUGCGCCAGAUCAGCGAGUGCUGCUACAUGCAGGAGUGGGAGGAGGAUUACAGUUCGGUGCUGGCUGGCUGGCAGCUGAUGGAGGACAUGCGACCCAACUCGGUGCACCGACACGACAACCUUGGCAUGGUCGUUCUUCGGCCGGCCCGACCUUUGAAUUACUACUCUCUUUUCAGCUUCGCCAUUGGUGCUGACACAGUGGUGACUGUGCUGCCGGGAAACCGAUAUGAGGUGGAGAGCAGGUAG